UUUGCUCGAACACGACGUUCGUUUUAGUCGUUUGUACGCGUCUGGACUUCAUAGUAACGCGUCGGUGUCGUAUAAUCUGCAAACAACCCAAAUGGCGGAUUACGAGUCUGACAGUGACGAAGGUGAAGCCGGACUAGGAAAUGUUACAAGAGUUAUCAUGAGACCGGUUGGUCAUAGUGGCAAAGCAAAAAAAGGCCAUUUGUGUUUCGAUGCUUCGUUUGAAACUGGCAAUUUGGGAAGGAUCGAUUUGGUGUGUGAGUACGAAUACGAUCUGUUCAUACGGCCAGACACCUGCAACCCACGGCAUAGAUUGUGGUUCAACUUCGUCGUGGAAAACACAAGACAAGAUCAAAACGUUAUAUUUAAUAUCGUAAAUAUUAGCAACAAAAACAACCUUUUUAAAAACGGGAUGACUCCCUUAGUGAGAAGUACGAGCCGAAACACGUGGUAUCGCAUACCGAUUUACAGGGUGCACUACCACCGAUCGUUGUACCACGACAACAACUACGUUCUCAGCAUAUUAUUUUCGUUUGACAAAGACGACGAUAGCUAUCAAUUUUCAUACUCGUAUCCGUAUUCGUACACUCGGCAACAAAACUAUUUGUCGCUGAUUGAAAAAAAGAAGUUGCCUUACUUCAAACGCGAACUACUAGGACAAUCGAUCCAAAACAAAAGAUUAGACUUGGUUACUAUAACUAAUCCGAAAAAUAUGAAUCCAACUGAAAAAGUACAUGUCGUUGUGAUAUUAGGCAGAGUUCACGGGUGCGAGACGCCCAGUUCCUAUGUCUGUCAAGGAAUUAUUGAAUUUUUGAUUAGUAACCAUCCAGCCGUGGUACGUCUUCGAAAAAAAGUCGUCUUUCAAUUAAUACCGAUGAUGAAUCCGGAUGGAGUAACUUUAGGAAAUUCUAGGACUAAUUUACUGGGAAUCGACUUGAACAGAGCUUGGCACAAGAUAUCGCAAUGGGUUCAUCCGAUAUUGUACGCCGUCCACAAUCACUUGAUGGAAAUCGAAAAACAUGAGAAUAUGGAACUUGAUUUGGUAAUCGACAUGCACGCUCACUCGUCUCUUCACGGUGUAUUUACUUACGGGAACGCAUACGACGAUGUAUACAGGUACGAAAAACAUAUACUAUUUCCAAAAUUGUUAUCCCAACAUAUUGAAGGUUACGAACAAACGCACUCAAUUUGCAACAGAGAUUUUAAAAAAUGCGGAACGUCGCGGAGGUUUUUGUGUCAAUCGCUGAAGGAGAAAGUCAAUUGUUAUACGUUGUUCGUAUCGCAGUAUGGCUUCAGUGUUUCUCCAAAAACCAUGAUUCCGUUCACUGAAGAUUCCUUUUACACCAUCGGCCGGUGCGUGGUGCUAGCAUGUUCCGACUACUUCAAAUCGACCGGCGUGCUGACGGCGCAGGACGUGGCCGUCAAGUGCAUCAAGAAACGAGAUAGGAAACGAAAAACCGUGUUGUACCGGCAGCGGGAGACACACCCGUUAUUCAAGAGGAAAAUCAAAAAAAAAUCGCUGGCAUUGAAACGGGUGGACAUUAAAGAUACGUUUCGCAGCUCUCUAGCGAGCUGCUCGGGACGCCCGUCCGACGACCCAAACAGGACGAACGCCAACAGGCGGAACAUGCGCUUUGUGAACCCGUCGAAAACCGUCGACAAUCGGCGGUCAUCGAACACUGCAGAUCGCGAAAACGUCACCGCCCCGCACACGUUUUCAAUCAUAAACGUCAACGACAUCAUACGAGACACGGACGCGUUGCUCAAGUUCUGAUACACCUAAAUCUGCAGUAUCGGAUCUUACAGGAGAAUGCUCGGGGAGGGACUUUUCUUUCAAACGUCCUUACCGAAUUUCCACUGACAUGUGCGUUUUUCUUUUUUAAGGACACUUUGAUCGUUUUCUUUGUAAUACUUCUGCAGCCCUUCAGGACAUGUCUGAAUACAAGGUAUAAAUAUGGAGGGGGUAUUUAUUGAAGUUUUUUUUGUAUAGAUUUAGUUUUUUUUUUAAAUAUUUUCAGAAUUUUUCAGUACAGUUAUAUAAUAGUUAUUAUGAUUAAUUAACUAUACACGAUAGUUAGAUAAAUAAGAAAUUUAUAAUCUAUAUAGGUAGAAACAAUUAAAAUGAAUUCAUGUAAUAAUAAAAGUUUGAUUAUAAUUUAAUAUUUUUCAAAUCAUUGUCAGACAAACAUUUAAACGUUACGAUUUUUUUAUAUUAGUAUUAGUUGAAUAGCUCAUCUGGAUCUGCAGAAAUAUUGAAUCCACUACUGAUUUUAAUAUGAUAUAACAUCCAUUUUAUCCUGUGUAAUAAUAAUGAUUUUAAUUUGUAACGAUUUUUCCUCUAUUGUAAAUUCUUGAGAUUCCUUUUUGAUUAUAAUUUAUUGUAUACAUGUCACACACUCACACACUUGUAAAAUCAAUAUUUUCAAGAAAUGUAUUUCCACUUCAGAGAUGUAUCCAUAUUGUGGAGACUAGGUUAUAAGAAGUAGUUAAUCUUAUUAUUUUUGUUAAUUAUUAUAUUUGAACCACGUGUGUAAAAUAUUUAACUUGCAGAAUAAAUAGGUGGGUAUAUAGAUAAUUUAUUAAUUAAAAAUUAAAAAUUACUUAUUUUCUUACAAAAUAUCUACUACAAUUUUAUUCGAGUGGUGUAAUAAUUAUAUUUCAAUCGUGUAUACUUAAAUGUUUUACCUACACAUUUAUAGUUAGGCUA
Messenger RNA from Aphis gossypii (cotton aphid), 2704 nucleotides. Its product is annotated as cytosolic carboxypeptidase 6-like. The record is from RefSeq and is a predicted model, not a curated record. Lineage: Eukaryota; Metazoa; Arthropoda; Insecta; Hemiptera; Aphididae. The coding region runs from base 92 to 1771 and encodes 559 amino acids. Gene Ontology annotation, molecular function: metallocarboxypeptidase activity; zinc ion binding. The transcript is spliced from 13 exons. Gene Ontology annotation, biological process: proteolysis.